Chelonus insularis is the source of this 962-nucleotide messenger RNA. RefSeq names its product mitochondrial pyruvate carrier 4-like. The record is from RefSeq and is a predicted model, not a curated record. The coding region runs from base 234 to 638 and encodes 134 amino acids. Lineage: Eukaryota; Metazoa; Arthropoda; Insecta; Hymenoptera; Braconidae. The transcript is spliced from 4 exons. Gene Ontology annotation, molecular function: pyruvate transmembrane transporter activity. Gene Ontology annotation, cellular component: mitochondrial inner membrane. Gene Ontology annotation, biological process: pyruvate import into mitochondria.
UAUCGUACCUGUAGAGAUACAGAGUGAGAGCGUAAAUAGCAAAGCUAAAGCGGAAGAAAAUAAAAUAAUGCACGCUUACACUUCGUACUGUUACGCACGAUUACGUAGGAUACAGUAGCGAUUGCGGCGAUACAUAACAUUCAAGUAAAUAUAUCAAGACGCAGACGUACUGUUCCUAGCAGCAGUGACAUUGACCAUUUUCUAGUCAAAGCAGUGUGCUAAAGCUCAAAAAAAUGUCGCUUAUUUACAAAAAUUCUAUGAAAACUAUUGGUAAAUUUGUACCUGAAAAAUUACAGCCACUGUGGAAUCAUCCGGCUGGUCCGCAGACAAUAUUUUUUUGGGCGCCAGCAUUCAAAUGGGGUCUCGUGAUUGCUGGUCUUGGAGAUUUACAACGACCUGCUGAUAAAAUAUCUAUCAGUCAAUCAAGUGCACUUGGAAUAACUGGAGUAAUCUGGACACGAUAUUCAAUGGCUAUAACACCAAAAAAUUGGAGCUUAUUCAGUGUUAAUCUCUUUGUAGCGUUCACUGCACUCUAUCAAGUUGCCAGAGCUAUCAAAUAUCAAAGGGAACAAGCGAGUUUAGUCGGAAGUAGUGGAGUAACAACACAUUUCAAGCGAUUAAUGAUAAUAUUGAUAUAAUGAUGAUAAUAAUGAUAAUAAUAGCAAUGAACGGACAUUCCUCUACUUAUAGUUAAUACAAGUAUAGAAAAAUAGGUAUAUUUGUAAAAAAUAGUGUCAAUUAAAAUAAUUAUUAUAGUUUAUAUGAUAAAUUGAUAUUUUAAAAUCUGUGAUACAUUAUUAUUAUUAUCGUUAUCAUUAUUAUUGACAAUCUAAUAGAUAAUAUUUCAAUUAAAAAUCAUAUAUCUUCGAAAUAAGAUACAUUUGACUCAAAUCGAAAUCUCUAUAACCAAAGAAUUUAAUAUUCUUUAUAAUGCUCAUAUAAAAAUUAUACUUCCAAUUUUA